Zootoca vivipara (common lizard) is the source of this 5290-nucleotide messenger RNA. RefSeq names its product SPARC related modular calcium binding 2 (gene SMOC2). Gene Ontology annotation, cellular component: basement membrane. Gene Ontology annotation, biological process: extracellular matrix organization. Gene Ontology annotation, molecular function: protein binding; calcium ion binding; heparin binding. The record is from RefSeq and is a predicted model, not a curated record. NCBI's taxonomy places the organism in Eukaryota, Metazoa, Chordata, Lepidosauria, Squamata, Lacertidae.
ACGCCGAGGGAGCUCACCAACUGCCCGACAUUCACCUUUUAAACCCUCUUUUGCAACGCAAUCUGCAACAACCCCCAGCAGCGGGACUAGAAGCAAACGCACGCACGCUUGCCUCUUUGCGCACGCUGACCUCUUGCAAACGGUUGCAGGCGGCACGCUGGUGACCGCCCCAAAUGGUCGAGUUUUGCCCCCUUUUUUGGGCUCUCGCGCGCUAUCUCACUCCUGUUGGUUAUUCUGCUUUCCAAAAGAAUCUGCUAGGAAUCUCAGCGAAGGGGGCGAGCAAAAACUGGUGUCAGGAGGGUUAAUCAAUCAAUCAGCGGAGGAUCUGCAGGUCUGGGAGGAGGCAUUGGAGGCCGGGCUCAGAGGAAAGCGCAGAGAGGGGUGUGUAUAUAAGACUUGGGGAGGUUCAUACUGCACCUUCCCCAUCUCUCCGGCCGCCUCCUUCCAAACCAUCCCGAAUUCCUGCAGAGCUAGAGACAAGGCUGCUGCCUGGUGCACGACGACAGAAAAGAGGGUUAGGGAAGCCCCCCCCCUUUAGUUGCUAUUAUUUAAAGUCCCCCCUCCCGUUUGCGCGCCCUCUCUCUCUCUCUCGCUCCCUGGGCGAGCAUCAGAUGACAGCUCCACACCGAGGGAGGGCAAAGCAAGCUGCUUGGCCACCAGCAGACAGUAUCUGAUUCGGGGAUCCGCAGCAGGCAGCUCCUGUACAGCUAGAAAGGGAUCGUCGCUCCACAGGCGGAGAGCCGGCGUGGAGCGAGCGGCGAGUUCGGGACCCGCGAGCCUGCGGAGGGGGAGCCCCAACCCAGCAGCCCCAGGGGCGCAGCGGAGAGCGGCUUCGUCUCCCGUGCGCGCUCCCCUCUCCAAACCUGAGGAGGGAAUUGGCGCGGAAGAAGACCCGCCAGGGGAGAUCCUCCGCGGGAAGGAGGGCUUGAGCCCCACUAGGGACUGACAGGGGGACACCGCCACGAAGGCCGGAUCCGGCGGCGCCCGAGGAUGCUGUUGCUGCCGCUGUGGCUGCUGCUGCCGGAGCUGGCGCUCCUCGCGCCGGCUCAGAAGUUCUCUGCGCUCACGUUUUUAAGAGUGGAGCAAGACAAGGACAAAGAAUGCAGCCUGGAAUGCACGGGGUCCCCCCAAAAGUCGCUGUGCGCUUCUGAUGGAAGGACUUUCCUGUCCCGGUGUGAAUUCCAACGGGCAAAAUGCAAAGAUCCUCAACUAGAAAUCUCCCACAAGGGCAACUGCAAAGAUCUUUCAAGAUGUGUGGCAGAGAGGAAGUACACUCAGGAACAAGCACGCAAAGAGUUCCAGCAAGUGUUUAUUCCAGAAUGCAAUGAUGAUGGGACUUACAGCCAGGUCCAGUGCCACAGCUACACAGGCUACUGUUGGUGUGUCACUUCCAAUGGUCGUCCCAUCAGUGGUACAGCUGUAGCACAUAAAACUCCACGUUGCCCAGGUUCCCUAAAUGAGAAGUUGCCACAACGUGAAGGUACAGGAAAAACAGAUGAUGCUUCGGCUCCUGCACUGGAGACUCAGCCCCAAGGUGAUGAAGAAGAUAUAGCUUCUCGUUACCCUACAUUAUGGACCGAGCAAGUAAAGAGCCGGCAGAAUAAGACCAAUAAAAAUUCUGCAGCGGCAUCAUGUGACCAAGAACUUCAGUCAGCAUUAGAAGAAGCUAAACAACCUCAGAAAGACAAUGUGUUCAUUCCAGAGUGUGCCAGUGGUGGCCUUUACAAGCCCGUGCAAUGUCACCCUUCCACGGGUUACUGCUGGUGUGUUCUUGUCGAUACAGGACGCCCCAUACCUGGUACAUCAACUAGAUAUGAGCAACCCAAAUGUGAUAACAGUGCCAGAGCUCAUCCAAGCAAAACAAAAGAUUUGUUCAAAGGGCGCCAGCUUCAAGGUUGUCCGGGACCCAAGAAGAACGAGUUCUUGACAAGUGUUUUAGAUGCACUCUCCACAGACAUGGUACAUGCAGUCUCUGAUCCUUCCAGCAGGCUUUCAGAACCAGAUCCUAAUCACACUCUGGAAGAAAGAGUUGUCCACUGGUAUUUUAAACAACUGGAUAAGAAUGCUAGUGGUGAUAUCGGCAAAAAAGAAAUCAAGCCGUUUAAGAGAUUCCUGAGGAAAAAGUCCAAGCCCAAGAAAUGUGUGAAAAAGUUUGUGGAAUACUGUGACGUGAAUAAUGACAAAUCCUUAACGGUCCCAGAACUAAUGGGUUGCCUGGGGGUUACGAAAGAAGAUAACAAGGCGGACACAAAGAAACGUCAUACUCCAAAAAAUAAUGGUGAAAGUACUCCUUCCAACAGGCAGCAAACCUCAAAGAAACAAGGCUGAACACUUCAUGUCCAAGGCAGAUCUCUCAGAUGCAUGGGAGACUCCCUCACCAAAAGGCAAUUAAAAAAGAAAAAAGAAACCCAACAAAAGUAGUAUUUGCACUUUGUACUUUAAAUGUAAAUUCACUUUGUAGAAAUGAGAUAUUUAACAUACAUUUAAGAGAAUCUGUGAAAAUGUAGUAACAGCUUGUUUUUAAACAAUUAUCACAUACAAUGUAUGUGCCUUUUAUUGUCUGAUAUCUGUACGUGUUGGAGGUGUAAAAGUUUGCAUUUAAUCUUUUUUUGAAAGAAGAAUGUUCAGCUGGACAUUAACAUAGAAACUAGUCUUGUAGUAUUUUUCUGUUCAGUAAUUUUGCUUGUUUUCUACAUAACUGUUGGUUUUUUUAUGAAGUUAUACUGAAAACCUGCUCAUUUCAAAGUCUACUGUACUCAUAAUUAAUCUCUUGUUAAGGUUGCACGUUCCUUAGGCUUAAACCAAGAAUUGGAAAUUGUUGUUGACUUCUCGUGCACCUUAUUUAAGCAGAGGAACUUAUUCUCUGUUGGAGUUUAGAAUGUUAAAAAAAAUGGUGUUGACUUUCUCCAGAGCACAGUUGUACAACAAGAAUGCAGCCACUAGUUGAUUGGAAAGAAAUCUUUUGUAGAUUUUCCUCUGUAUCCCCCCCCCCUCUUUAGAGGACAUCAAUAUAAUAUAUAUUUGUCUUCCCUGUUCUUCCUGCUUUGGGGUAGGUUUAGUCAGCCAUUAAACCGGCAAGUAUGUGGUGUCACUCAAAACAAAAUCUGCCAAGCCCCACAAUAGACAUAAUAAGGCAAUAAAGGGGCACAAUUGUUCAGUAUUGUAAAUCUAAUUAUAAGGAGACAAAGAAGGUAGAACAGGCUUGUCAGUCUUUUCUUUUCCUUACACUUGGCUGAGCUGUGAUAUGCAACUUGCGGUGCCCCGGGAUCUACAAAAAGGUAAAACUAUCACUUGAACAAAUUAUGAACAGUUAUUUUAGGGAGGUGCAGUCAGCACAAACUGCCCCUUAGGGCAUCAUUCUUGCCAUCUGGGAGAUGUUCUUACAAGUUUUCAUACCUUUCCUAUCAUUUGGAGGGAGUUUUCUUUUUUCACCCCUUUCCUGGAAUGCCUGAAGGAAAGAGAACUUGCAGAUGUGAACUUGAUGGCAAAUCAUUUGAAAGAACAAAAAAUAACAAUAAAGAACUUUUGCUUCAGACCUCGGACAGCAAUAAAUUACGCACUAGGCAGCCAGAGACAACAGUGUGUAGGGUAGGGAGAGUAUGAGCAUAUAGAUAUCUUAGAGUUGGAAGGGUCAUCUAGUCCAACCCCCUGCAAUGCAAGAAUCUCAGCUAAAGCAUCCAUGACAGAUGGCCAUCCAAUCUCUGUUUAAAAACCUCCAAUGGAGGAGAGACCACCACCUCUUGUGGAAGUCUGUUCCACUGUCAGAACACACACACACCCCCAAAAAAAGUUUAGUCGGAAUCUCCUUUCUUGCAACUUGAAGCCAUUGGUUCGAGUCCUACCCUCCAGAGCAGGAGAAAACAAGCAUGCUCCCUCCUCCAUGUGACAGCCCUUAAGAUAUUUGAAGAUGAAGGUCAUAUCUCCUCUCAGUUUCUUCUUUUCCAGGCUAAACAUACACAGCUCCUUCAAGUGUUCCUCAUAAGGCUUAGUUUCCAGACCCUUGAUCAUCUUGGUUGCCCUCCUCUGCACACGUUCCAGCUUGUCAACAUCCAUCUUAAAUUGUGGUGCUGAAAAUUGGACACAGUGCUCCAAGUGUGGUCUGACUAAGGCAGAAUAGAGUGGUACUAUUACUUCCCAUGAUCUGGACACUAUACUUCUGUUGAUGCAGCCUAGAAUAGCAUUAGCAUUUUAUUGCUGCUACAUCACACUGUUGACUCAUGUUAAGCUUGUGGUCCACCAAGACCCCUAGAUCCUUUUCACAUGUACUGCUAGUUAGCCAGGUGUCCCCCAUCCUAUAUGUGUGCAUCUGGUUCUUCCUGCCUUAGUGUAGAACCUUACAUUUGUCCCUACUGAAAUUCAUUUUGUUAGCUUGUGCCCAGUUCUCCAAUCUGUUCAGGUCCUUUUGAAUUCUGAUUUUGUCUUCUGCGGCUUUACCUAUGCUUCCCAGUUUGGUGUCAUCUGCAGAUUUGAUGUGCAUCCCAUCAAUUCCUUUAUCCAAGUUGUUUAUAAAGACGUUGAACAACAAGGUGUGCAGGACAGAACCCUGUGGCUUCCCACUUGUCACCUUUUUCCAGGAUGACAAGGAACCAUUAAUGAGUACCCUUUAGGUUUGGUCCGUCAACCAGUUACAAAUCCACCUAACAGUUAUCUCAUUCAACCCACAUUUUACCAGCUUCCUUGUGAGAAUUUCAUGGGGGACUUUGUCAAAAGCCUUAUUGAAAUCAAGAUACACUAUGCCCACAGCAUUCCCCUGAUCCACCAAGUUUGUAAUUCCAUCAAGAAAAGAAAACAGAUUGGUCUGGCAUGACUUAUUUUUGAGAAACCCAUGCUGGGUCUUUGCAAUCACAGCAUCCUUUUCUACGUAAAUGCUCACAGACCAUCUGUUGGAUUAUCAGGGGUAUUUUGGGGGGGGGGGGCUGUUGCAAUUGUAACAAUGAGCAGAAAUCUCUGUAGUGUUUUUUUUAAAAGGACAAGAUAGAUUUGAACAAUGUGUAGAAUAGCUGUUGGCUAAUUUUGUUCUGACUCAGCCUCUGUUACAUUUAUAUCUGCAUCUAUAGCUGCAUGAUAAUAUACUGCUGGGUGACUUUGUACUCAUUGGAAUUGGGCAAAAGAAUAUGGAUCUUGUGGCCAGAGGCUUGAAGAGUAAAGAGAAGGGAACAAAAAUGCUAUUGUAUGUUUAUCUUUGUGUAAAGAAGCAAACAUUUUUACUCAGAAUUUAUUUGAUAUCUUUUUCAUAAUGCUAAACUCUGAAUUUAAUCUGUUUAGAUUAAAAAUGUAGUAUGCUCUGAAA